AACGACUAUCGGAAGUUAUCUAUGCAAUGCAAGGACUUCGUGGUGGGGGUGCUGGACCUGUGCAGGGACACUGAGGAGGUGGAGGCCAUUCUGAAUGGAGAUGUCAACAUCCACUUGUACCCUGAGCACCACCGGCCAAGCCUGAGCAGGAUUAAACUCGCCAUCAAAUACGAGGUCAAAAAGUUUGUGGCUCACCCCAACUGCCAGCAGCAGCUGCUCACCAUGUGGUACGAGAACCUCUCGGGCCUACGGCAGCAAUCCAUAGCUGUGAAGUUCUUGGCUGUCUUUGGAGUCUCCAUUGGCCUGCCCUUCCUUGCCAUAGCCUACUGGAUCGCUCCCUGCAGCAAGCUGGGACGGACCCUCCGAAGCCCCUUCAUGAAGUUUGUGGCCCACGCAGUUUCUUUCACAAUCUUCCUGGGGCUGUUGGUGGUGAACGCGUCCGAUCGGUUCGAGGGAGUCAAAAAUCUCCCCAACGAGACCAUCACGGAUCACCCCAAACAGAUCUUCAGAGUCAAAACAACUCAAUUCUCCUGGACGGAACUGCUCAUCAUGAAGUGGGUGUUGGGUAUGAUCUGGUCAGAGUGCAAGGAGAUCUGGGAAGAGGGGCCACGGGAAUAUGUGGUGCAUCUCUGGAACCUGCUGGACUUUGGGAUGCUGUCCAUCUUUGUAGCAUCAUUCACUGCCAGGUUCAUGGCUUUCCUCAAAGCCUCUGAAGCACAACAGUACGUUGACCAGUACGUUCAAGACGAUGACCUCAACAACGUCACACUUCCCCCUGAAGUUGCUUAUUUUACCUAUGCCAGGAACAAGUGGCUCCCCUCGGAUCCCCAGAUCAUUUCAGAAGGCCUGUAUGCCAUAGCUGUGGUACUCAGCUUCUCCCGCAUUGCUUACAUUCUUCCAGCCAACGAAAGCUUCGGCCCCCUGCAGAUCUCCCUGGGCAGGACCGUGAAGGAUAUCUUCAAGUUCAUGGUCAUCUUCAUCAUGGUGUUCCUCGCCUUCAUGAUCGGGAUGUUCAACCUUUACUCCUACUACCUUGGUGCAAAGUACAACCCCGCGUUCACCACGGUAGAAGAAAGUUUUAAAACCUUAUUCUGGUCAAUAUUUGGCUUAUCUGAAGUGAUAUCUGUGGUGCUGAAGUACGACCAUAAAUUCAUUGAGAAUAUUGGAUAUGUGCUCUACGGAGUCUAUAACGUGACUAUGGUGGUGGUGCUGCUCAACAUGUUAAUAGCCAUGAUCAACAACUCCUAUCAGGAAAUCGAGGAGGAUGCAGAUGUGGAGUGGAAGUUUGCACGUGCCAAGCUCUGGCUGUCCUACUUUGAUGAAGGAAGGACUUUACCUGCUCCUUUCAACCUAGUGCCAAGCCCUAAAUCAUUUUAUUAUCUCAUACUGAGAAUAAAAAUGUGCCUCAUAAAACUCUGCAAAUCUAAGGCCAAAAGCUGUGAAAAUGAUGUCGAGAUGGGGAUGCUGAAUUCCAAACAACGGAAAGUUCGUUUUCACUCUAUCAUUCAAAACACCGAAAAUUUUUCGGGGAAGAACGCUUAUAACAAGCCCACAAGAUACCAGGUGACAGCCCUACCUCCCUCUGGAUUCUACUACCUUGGCCAUCUUCAACACACCAAAAUCAUGAAGCGUCUGAUCAAACGAUACGUGCUCAAGGCUCAGGUUGACCGAGAAAACGAUGAGGUCAACGAAGGAGAACUUAAAGAGAUCAAACAAGACAUUUCUAGUCUGCGCUAUGAACUCUUAGAAGAGAAGUCCCAAGCUACUGGUGAGCUGGCGAAACUAAUACAGCAGCUGAGUGACAAGUUUGGGAAGACCCUAAAUAAGGACAUUUGAUGGUGAAUACAGAAAGGCAACUGGUUUUCUAAACAUUAUUCGGUCUCAACCAGCAUCUUAGGAGGGCAAA
Lepidothrix coronata (blue-crowned manakin) is the source of this 1906-nucleotide messenger RNA. Its product is annotated as short transient receptor potential channel 7-like. The transcript is spliced from 11 exons. Gene Ontology annotation, biological process: regulation of cytosolic calcium ion concentration; calcium ion transmembrane transport; manganese ion transport. Gene Ontology annotation, cellular component: cation channel complex; membrane. Gene Ontology annotation, molecular function: inositol 1,4,5 trisphosphate binding; store-operated calcium channel activity. Lineage: Eukaryota; Metazoa; Chordata; Aves; Passeriformes; Pipridae. The record is from RefSeq and is a predicted model, not a curated record. The annotation marks the transcript as partial.